Fraxinus pennsylvanica is the source of this 438-nucleotide messenger RNA. The record is from the annotation of a GenBank genome assembly. Lineage: Eukaryota; Viridiplantae; Streptophyta; Magnoliopsida; Lamiales; Oleaceae.
AUGCUAAUUGGGAAAGACUUGAGGAAUAUAUCUGGGUGGAGUACUCCGAUUCGAGAUGAUCAGAAUAUUCAAGUUGGAUCUUCUUCUUCAAGUACAGUAAAUGAUACGGAUUGGGAGAGAUUGUUGCCGCCUGAUUAUGAGGACAUCAUCUCCAGAUCCGUGAAUCCUGUGGCAUAUGCAACCAAGGAAGAUCUUUAUACGAGUCUUGUAGCUCACCUAUUUUACUUGAUGGAGGCAAAAUGGAAAUUGACACCUCACGUAGGCUCCAGAUUCUCAAUGGUGGCAGAACUCAGAGAUAUUUGGGCGCUCGAUAUCCAAGGGAAGAUAGAAACACAAAUGUUGUCCCCAAACACUCGUUACGCAGCUUUUCUCGUAUAUAGAUUAGAAAAGGAUUUCGAGGGACCUUCAACCAGUUCAAGGGAUUAUCAAGUUUGUUAA